Molecule: messenger RNA, 1870 nt
Organism: Pocillopora damicornis (cauliflower coral)
Lineage: Eukaryota; Metazoa; Cnidaria; Anthozoa; Scleractinia; Pocilloporidae
Product: QRFP-like peptide receptor
Biological process (GO): G protein-coupled receptor signaling pathway
Cellular component (GO): membrane
Molecular function (GO): G protein-coupled receptor activity
Source: RefSeq, a predicted model, not a curated record
GUAAUUGUCGACUGCCACCGCAAGAUGAAAAAAUAUCAUAAUGAGUGAGCUGCGUAAAUCCUCGCCGUUUUUAUCUAUUUUACUGAGCAUCAUUAGCAGUCCUCAGAUACAAGUUCACUUUACUCUCAGUUCUGGUGAUUCUAGGUGAAAACACUCAUUUAUUUGACGAUUGACGCUUUGGGGGAUAACUCGACCACACUGGUUGGUGCGUAAGUUGUAAUCCAGCUUUCCACAUUGUUUACGAUCCUUAGUUGACAGAAUGGCGGCCAUCGGAAAUGCGUCCUUCAAUAAUGUCCUUGAGACAAGUCAGAGAAACAUGAGCACGCCUGCUCCAGAACAUUGUUUAAGCACGGAUCUUAGCCAACUCACAGCUACAAUACACAUUUUCACGCUGUUUGCAUCCUUGAUAGGAAAUUCUCUCCUUAUUACAGCAUUCGUGAGAAUGAAAGAAAAAGUCCUGCUAGCGAUCGCUAGCAUGGCAGCAUCGGACCUUCUGACGGCAGUCUUUUUACUCCCGCGCUUCAUUACAAACGAAAUCAAUGGAUCCGGUGCUUUCCUUGUCCAUGGAAAUGGAGGCACAUUUUUGUGCAAGAUGUGCGGUUUCCUAGGCGACACGUCGCUAUCUGUUUCGACUCUGAGCAUGGUUGUUAUCGCUAUUGAGCGCUUCCUUGCAGUGGUGUAUCCUAUUCAAUACAAGAAUACCUCUAGAGUGAGACGUCGCGUUUUCUUCGCCUUAACAUGGAUCAUGGCUGCAGCAUUUCACUCGCCAUACUUUUAUACUCAUCGACUAAUCAGAUUUUUUAGGAAUGGCCAUGAGAUUCAAAUCUGUCUACCGAGGUGGGAACCAGCUUUCAAUAACGAGUCAGCGCAUUAUCUAUACAAUAUAUUUCUAUACGCAACAGUGUUGAUUCUACCGCUACUCGCCAUUUCUGUUUUGUACAUAAUAGUGGCUUUGCGUCUCCGAAAGGACAAAAUGAGUUCAUGUCGAAGCGAGAACGGAACAAGACGGAUUCGAAGACGCACUCGGACAUUCCUCAUGAUGGCCAUUUCUACUACUACAGCAUUUUUGAUCUGCUGGAUGCUCCAUAUCGUUUUAACCUCCAUUAGGCUCAUUUCACCUUGGUUGGAUCUAGAGUGCAAUAAGGGCUACCAGACAGUUUCCUAUAUUUCGUACGUUUUGGCGAGUUGUUAUUGUGCUGUAAACCCAUGGCUUUGCCUUUUGCUUAUCCCACAGUUUCAAAAUGAACUGAAACUCAUGAUGCAGAAGAUACAAUCUCGAUGUUAUGCAAAGAAGAGUAAAAGAUAUGGUAAAAAGUAUAUACGCUCACGGAAAUACGAAGUGAAGGACGUCAUGCAUCGAUUUGAAAGCUGUGAUCAGUCAACCAUUCACGUUGGCGAAGACCAGGAAACCCAAACUUAAGAAAGUCGCGAUUUUAUACAGAUCUUUUCCAGUGUUUAUUGGUAACCUCUCGUCAGCACCACCUUGGAGAAGGCAAACACACAGCCUACUUCAUCGGCUAAGCGAUUGAGAUAAUUAUACGCUCGCACGCGAGAUGUUUCUUUCUCGGGCUAUUGCGGCCUGGAGGGAAAAGCCUCCAUCGACGAGAGAUAUAAUUUUUUCCUUCAUUUCGCCGAUCCGCCCUGCAAUAAUUAUCCUGCUGAAGGGGAUCCAUCUUACGCCAGAACAUUCCUGAGACCUGAAAAGAAACGCCUAUAUUCUUCUUUUGGUUUGUUAAACUGUAAAACGGUUCGUUUGUACAUCUAAAUCCGAGCUAUCGGUGUCAGUCGCGUUCGAAUUAAAGCUCCUCACCUCACCUUUAUAAGACAGCUUCGCGAGUCAACUUGAUUGAAAAUGAAAUUUUUUAUGUUA